GGGAGGUCAAGAUGGCGGCUGGAAUAGCCAGGUCAGGAACUUUCGAAGUCUACAUAAGACAACAGUGGUGUGGGGUGGAUGUGACUCUAAAUGAAGAGUCAUUAACCCUCACACUUACGGAAAACCCCGAACAAGCGGGUGCAAUCAAUGGUGCGCCCGACAGUCGUCAGGGUCUUGCAAAUGGCAGCCCGGAAAUGCCUGAAUCUAUCGCCGGUCAGAAGCGAUUUGUGAAAGUCAUAAAAGAAGAAACAAAUGGUUUGGGAAUCAGCAUCAAGGGUGGAAAGGAAAACAAAAUGCCAAUUCUGAUUAGCAAGAUUUUCAAAGGAAUGGCAGCCGACAAGACUGAGAAACUGUACGUGGGGGACGCCAUUCUGUCGGUGAACGGGGAAGACUUGAGGGAGGCUACGCAUGACGAAGCUGUCAGGGCCUUGAAAAGAGCAGGCAAAAUAGUAGAGAUGGAAGUGAAAUAUCUAAGAGAAGUAACACCAUAUUUCAAGAAAUCGUCUCCUCUGAAUGAACUUGGAUGGGGGUCACACCCAGACCCACCGAAAGAAACAGUCAAAACGUCCAACUGGUCAGAAACGAAAACUAUACCACUCAAAAUGUGCUACCUCUGUCGGAACCUAAGUAUAUCUGACCUCGAACAAAAAGUUCUUGAACUUCAUUCACCAGAUGGAAAAAGCUCUUGCAUUCUCCGAUUCUCAGACCCUCUUACGGCCAGUGACUGGUUUAAUGCAAUUCAUUCUAACGUAACUAUGCUAACCCAGCAAGCCAUAUCAGAGGCCAACCAGAUCACAAUUUCUGCACCAAACCAGGGGGAAAUCAUGCACAUGGGAUGGCUCUCAGAACAGCUAACAAAUGAGCAGGGAAGCCCGAGCUGGAAGCCGGUGUUCAUAGCCUUGACGGACAAGGAUCUCCUUCUGUACGACACUGCCCCCUGGAGCAAGGAGGAGUGGGCCACACCCUUCCAGAGCCACCCACUCUUGGCAACCAGGUUGGUACAUUCGGGCAGGCAGAGCAACCUCAUCACCGGAGACGACGUCCUGACAUUUGGUACCCGCUCUGGGACUAGGAAUGGCGUGGAAACACACAUCCUCCGUGUAGAGACACAGCGAGACUUGGCAUUCUGGUCCCGGGCUCUGGUACAGGGCUCCCACGGAGCUGCAGUCCUUGUCAAGGAUGUCACAUGUCCUGUGACAUGGCAAGGGAAGAAAGCAAAGUUGUGUCUGAACUUUGACACAGGCUUCACAAUGAUAGAAGACAAGGGAAGCGAUGAAAUCCAACCAACCAUCCUGUGGAACUACCCGUUCGAGAGAUUGAGGAUGUCAGCUGAUGAUGGCCACCGACUGCUGUGGCUGGACUUUGGUGAAGAUGGAGAACAGGAACUGGAUUUGAACACAUGCCCAAAGCCAAUGGUGUUUGUUCUUCAUACAUUCUUGUCAUCCAAGGUUGCCAGACUGGGUCUCAUUGCAUAAUAAGCAUCUCAUAAAAUCAAUAGGAGAAAAUGAACAACCCUGCAGUACACAACUGCACAUUUUCUGUGUCUGUGUACUGGACUGUACUAUGACUUUAUCCUCCCUCUUUAGAAUGAUCUUAUUGAAAUCUUUUUACAAGAUAUUUUAAUAUUGUUUUUCAGUGAUUGUUUCUACCAUGGUGAUAUUAUUUGUAUGAGGAAACAAAUGGAUUGAAACAAAUGGCUUACUCCCUGAGAACAGGGAUUUGUUAAUUUGGAGUUUAAUUGUAGUUAUUGUUUAUAUGUUUUCAUAGUCUUUUGAUUUGUAAUAAAAAAUAUGUGAGGGAGGAAUAUGUACAAAUAGUGAUUUUUUUUUUAAGGUGAAAAGGAUGAUUUUUAUACAGUUUUCUAAAAACCAAGAUUUAGUUAUUAAGAGAUUUUUUGCAGCAUUUAUAAAUCAAUGCUUGAGAAAAAACAAAUAAGUAUUUGUAGCCAAUUGUUUGUCUUCAGUUUUACCUUAAAGCUUAGCAAUGGCUUGUGUCUUCAUCUACUGCUGCUUAAUGUCAUCAAAACCAACAAUCAACCCAGAGAUCUUUCAUAUUAUACAAAUCCACAGGUCCAAAUGUUUCAUAUUUACAUAAUGUUUCUUUUAUUUGAGCACCAUUUUUCAAAGUAACUUUAAGGUAAUCAUUGCUAUUAUUUUCUUCUUUACAAGUUGCAAAUUCAUUAAGUAUAGUUAUGGAGUUUACGAAAUCGUCGCAUGUGAGUGUCCGCUAUUGUUGACUGCCUGCCUGUAGUGUUCAUGUCAGAUUCAGUAUCCAAAUAUUACCAUGAAUAUGUUUGCAGCAUUCUACUUGUUUAUGUGCAUAAUAUAGCAUUUUGAUUUAGAAUUGCCUCCGUUCAGACCUGUUAAUACCAAAUCUUUUAAAAAUCAGAUCUUUUAUGCUCUUAAUAUAAUGCCUCUCUGCAUGAAGGUCAGAUAACCACUCCAAAGGAAGUCUCAUUAGUUGAAGUGUCUCUUCAACUUUAAGGCUUUAACAUUCUCUGUAUUAGUUGGUGAAGCAUUCUCACAAGCAUGUAUAAUU
Molecule: messenger RNA, 2538 nt
Organism: Haliotis rufescens (red abalone)
Lineage: Eukaryota; Metazoa; Mollusca; Gastropoda; Lepetellida; Haliotidae
Product: beta-1-syntrophin-like
Exons: 6
Coding region: 12-1475 (487 amino acids)
Cellular component (GO): dystrophin-associated glycoprotein complex; intracellular anatomical structure
Molecular function (GO): protein binding; structural molecule activity
Source: RefSeq, a predicted model, not a curated record